GGGCGCUAUGAUCUACGAGCCAGAAGCGUUGCGAUCUACGAGCCAAAGGCCCUGCAGCUCAACUCAAGAUAUACGCGCCGUUUCGACUUCCGAUGCGUCGGUUUGGCGAGCAACAGCUGCCGAGCAUAUUUCGUAUCCACUCAAGACACGGCAUCCACUCAUCCACGAAGCGGCUGCUUUCGACCUCGAUGCAUCGGCUCUCUGCCAGAGGCGAGCGACGUGAAAAGUUUUCCAAGAGCGGCUGGCACUCCACAUCCAGUGUCCUGGACAAUAAGACCAGGGACUUUGCGGGCACUGCUUUGGCACAGAUGGGUGAUACUGUACGCCGGAUCGUCCACAAAUCGAGCCGGGCGUAGGAUACACUGCGCUCUGGUAGAAUGUCCGAUGCCAGGAGUUAUUGUGGUGCGGUCGAGGUAGUAUUGCAAUGGACUGAAUUUUAUGUUUACAGAAGCAUCCAGGGUGCUUUUUCA
Messenger RNA from Mycena citricolor, 470 nucleotides. NCBI's taxonomy places the organism in Eukaryota, Fungi, Basidiomycota, Agaricomycetes, Agaricales, Mycenaceae. The record is from the annotation of a GenBank genome assembly.